Molecule: messenger RNA, 1318 nt
Organism: Cherax quadricarinatus
Lineage: Eukaryota; Metazoa; Arthropoda; Malacostraca; Decapoda; Parastacidae
Source: RefSeq, a predicted model, not a curated record
ACUUCACCAACCACAGCCAGUAGAUACCACAAUCAGUUCUUCAACAGAGUUUCGUGCAUCACAAACUGAAAAAGCAAUGGUGCGCUGGAUGGUGCAAGUAUUGCUGCUGGGCGUCGUGCUGCUGACUGCUGCCACCCAGGACUCUGAAGAACAUAAGAAAGAAGAGGAAGAAUAUUAUGCUGACGUGGGAGAUGGUCGUGGUCCACCACAGAACGUGACAGUGACGCCAGGUUUGACAAGUCUCACUGUGUCGUGGGAUCCACCUGAUGAUCCUCCUCUCUACUACUCCUUGACUGUUGGUAGUGACACUCAAGUAGUAUAUGGAACUUCGGUCGUCAUUAACAACUUACAACCUUGUCAAUAUUGUACUAUAUCUGUGAUAUCUGUGUACCAGGACGAGGAGUCGCUACCAGCGUACAGCAGCGGUACAACACUGAACUCAGUGCCGCCGCCACCACAAAGUUGCUGGUUUGAAGACAUCACGAACACAGCUAUGAUGCUGCACUGGCAAGACGCAGAUAUUAAGUGUGCAAUUACCAACCACAACAUCAGCUGGUCAUGGGACGUCUUGUGGAGUGAUGAAGCUGGUUCAGAUGUCACCACUAACAUGGGUAAUCACAUCAGACUGCGCGACCUUUCUUCCUAUACCAACGUCACAGCAGAAGUUGCAUCAUAUACAGCCUCUGGUUAUGGUCCGUCCAUAAGUUGCUGGGAUGUUACAUCUCAGGAAAUGAAAUAUAUGGUGAGACCAGUACCUGGAGCACCAGUGAUCACCAGCGUGACGUCGUCAGCACAGACACUGCAUGUCACCUGGUCACCACCUGACCAGGUUAAAGGAGUAAUAAUACAAUACUCUAUCAACAUUAAGAAUGAAGAAGAUCUUCAUCCAUCAGUGUUGAUGGAAGUGUGACGGAAACAGAAGUCAGUAACUUAACAAAAUGUUCAACAUACAGUGUAAAUGUUGUAGCAGCAACUGAGGCUGGCUGGGGACCACCAUCUCAAGAUCAAGAUACUUUAAUUGGUGGUACUGUUCCGCCAAGUGACGUCCAGUGUAAUCUCGAGGGAGACAGAGUGAGAGUGUGUUGGACUCCCUCCCCGCAAGAAUGUACCGAUGUUGGCAACGUCUACUACAACAUCAACUGGCAUGGUGAUGUACUCUGGUCCAGUAAUGAAGAUGAAGACAGUGAUGUGAUGCCGUGGCAAGAACAGCAACAAUGUUACAAGCUGCCAUCCUCUGUUCCAUAUACGAAUUACAGUGUUUGUGUAGCGGUAAAUAAUGAAGUGGGAGAUAAUGGCUGUUGUCUUCAAACUACUCCAC